CAGCUCUGUAGUGAACGGGAAAGACGACAAUGCGAUCGAUUUUGGCAGUGACCGUAGUCUGUCUGCUUGCUUAUGCAAGUGGCAGCUACAUGACCAAGGAUGUCAAGUACGCCGAUAAAACUUUCCUGACCAAGCAGAAGGCCAUCCUGGAGAUUUUCCAGCAUGUUCACCAACCCGAGCUGCACACGUCCCUGUGGGAAGAAUCGAAGCACUUCGAUAUCGAGCAUAGCUUGGACCACUUCACCAACGUCGAAGCCGUGAAGGAAUUCCUGCGUUUCUACAAGCACGGUAUGCUGCCGAUGGAAGAGAUCUUCUGCGUUCAGAAUGAAUUCCACCGCGAGGAAGUCAUUGCUCUGUUCCAUCUGUUCUACUACGCCAAGGACUGGGAUACCUUCUACAAGACCAUGGUCUGGGCUCGCUUCCACGUUAACGAAGGCAUGUUUGUGUACGCUUUGACUGUUGCCGUGCUGCACCGUCACGACAUGGAAGGAAUCAUCCUGCCAGCUCCGUAUGAAAUCUAUCCUUACUACUUCUUCAACGAUGUUGUCAUCAGCAAGGCUCAACGUUACAAGAUGCAAGGCUUCUACGGAAUGAAGAAGGUCAACGAUGUCUACACUGCCUACAUCCCAAGCAACUACACCGGAUACUACGUCCACUCUGGCCCUGAACAGCGCGUCGGUUACUUCACCGAGGAUAUUGGCCUGAACUCCUACUACUUCUACUUCCACGCUGACUAUCCCUUCUGGCUGGGAGGCAAGGAAUUCGGACUCUACAAGGAUCGUCGUGGUGAAUUCUACCUAUACCAGCACCAACAGUUCCUGGCCCGUUACUACUUGGAACGUCUUUCCAACGAUCUCGGAGUGAUCCCAACCUUCUCGUGGCACAAGCCCAUCAUGACCGGAUACUACCCAUACAUGCGCUACUACAACGGAAUUCCCUUCCCAGUCCGUGACAACUACUACAGUGCCUCGUUCGAGAAGAACUACGUUGUCGAUGAAAUCGAAGACUUCGAGCACCGCAUCAUGGAAGCCAUCGAUCAUGGAUUCAUCACCCUGCCUGAUGGAACCUACGUCAACAUCACCAGCCCAUCUGGUAUCGAGUACUUUGGAAACCUGAUCCAGUCCAACCCCGACAGUGUCAACACUCGCUACUACGGUAACUUCAUCAGCCUGGCCAAGUACUUCCUGGGAGGAUCUUUCAAGAACUUCAACGAAUACAAGGCUAUCCCAGCCACCCUCGAACGAUAUGAAACUGCCAUGCGUGAUCCAGUGUUCUACCAGCUGUACAAGCGCGUCAGCGAGUUCUACUACCGUUACCUUGAUCUGCUGCCAUCCUACAAGAAGGCCGAGCUCGAAUUCCCAGGUGUCAAGAUCGAAACCGUUGAAAUGGACAAGCUGGUUACCUACUUCGACAAAUUCGAUGCUGAUAUCACCAACGCCGUCGAUGUUGAGGUCUUCGAUGAUUCCACCAUGAAGAGCUCCGAGAUGAAGAAAUUCGGCAAGAUUGCUCACUACCAGGGAGAAGACUUUGUCAUCUAUGCUCGCAUGCCCCGUCUAAACCAUCUGCCUUUCACCUUCAACCUGAACGUUGCUUCUGACAAGGCCACCAAGGCAGUCGUCAUCGUCUUCAUCGGUCCCAAGUACGACCAGUACGGCAACCAGUACGGAGUCAACGCUAACCGUGAAAACUUCUUUGAGCUUGAUCACUUCCUGGUUGAUCUGGUCCCAGGCAAGAACGUCAUCACCCGCAACUCCCAGGACUUCAGCUGGUUCGUCAAGGACCGCACUACCUACUUCGAACUGUACAAACAGGUCAUGCAGGCUUACAGCGGCGAUGGCAAGUUCCCAUUGGACAUGUCCGAGGCUCACUGUGGAUUUCCAGCCCGUCUGAUGCUCCCCAAGGGCAAGAAGGGUGGUAUGCCGUUCCAGUUCUUCUUCAUGGUUGCCCCGUACCAUGCCCCCAAGGUUGAGCGCUUCACCGGCUACGACUACACCGUGUCCUGCGGAGUCGGCUCCGGAGCCCGUUACAUCGAUGAGCUGCCAUUCGGCUAUCCAUUCGAUCGUCACAUCGAGGAGAGCGCUUGGUUCACCCCGAACAUGAAAUACUACGACACCAUGAUCUACCACAAGAGCGAAACCGAAGUCAACUCGGUUGGACACUAAGCUUGGGUGGUUGAUUUCAGGGCUCUAGUAUUAGGAUAUAGCUAGGCACGUAACUCACAGCGGGUUAUUUUUUAACCGGCUGUGGUUCAGGACAAAGAAAAUAUACCAAUGAAUACCAAAUGAAAGAA
Messenger RNA from Uranotaenia lowii, 2290 nucleotides. Its product is annotated as hexamerin-1.1-like. Bases 30 to 2162 code for a protein of 710 amino acids. Lineage: Eukaryota; Metazoa; Arthropoda; Insecta; Diptera; Culicidae. The record is from RefSeq and is a predicted model, not a curated record. The transcript has a single exon.